AUUAAUAAUAAAUGCAUUAAUAAGUCAUACAAAUAGGCAAUUGUUAUUGCAACAAUAGUCGCACAACGGUUAUCUUACGUCGAAACAAGAUUAACAAUCGAAUAAAGCCCAUUUUAAAUCGAAUUGAUAUAAUUUUUCUUUUCUUUAUAUUGUCCCGAUUACAACUACAAAUAAAAGUGUACAAAGUGUGAGAGCAAAAUACACGGAUAAAGAAAAACGCAUUAAGAAACGGCGGCGCGCAAGGAUUAUUGGAUUUUACAUUUACACAAACUUAGACGAAGUUAUCCCAAUCAGUAGGAGCAGGAGGAAUAAGUCAUUAAAUCACACAACAAAAUGGGUGCAAGGGAAGACGAAUAUGAUUAUCUUUUCAAAGUUGUGCUGAUCGGUGACUCUGGCGUUGGCAAAAGUAAUUUACUGUCACGUUUUACGCGUAAUGAAUUCAAUUUGGAGUCCAAGUCAACAAUUGGUGUGGAGUUCGCCACACGGAGCAUAGAGGUUGAUGGUAAAACAAUCAAGGCGCAAAUUUGGGAUACAGCCGGACAGGAGCGCUACCGAGCGAUCACCUCUGCAUAUUAUCGUGGUGCUGUUGGGGCUCUGCUCGUUUACGAUAUUGCCAAGCAUUUGACAUACGAGAAUGUUGAGCGGUGGUUGCGGGAACUACGCGAUCAUGCUGAUCAGAAUAUUGUAAUAAUGCUGGUUGGCAAUAAAUCUGAUUUGCGGCACUUGCGCUCCGUGCCGACGGAUGAAGCGAAACUGUUUGCGGAGCGCAACGGUUUAAGUUUCAUAGAAACAUCGGCCUUGGACUCGACGAACGUUGAAACCGCAUUCCAAAAUAUACUCACAGAGAUCUAUCGCAUUGUGUCGCAAAAACAAAUUAGAGAUCCUCCGGAAGGUGAUGUUAUUCGUCCCUCAAAUGUGGAGCCCAUCGAUGUAAAGCCCACUGUUACAGCUGAUGUUCGUAAGCAGUGCUGUCAGUGACCGCCCCAACGAUUCACUGCGGCAGGAGCAACAACUGCCGUCUGUAACAGCCAGAACAGCAAUAGCAAGAGCAAGAGUAACAACAAUUACAACUAUUACAAUGGCAUAAGAUGUUAUUUUUUAAACCACAGCCACAAGCAGUUUGUCAUAUAUGCAUAAAAAAUAUACCAACAACAAAACAAAA
Drosophila hydei is the source of this 1162-nucleotide messenger RNA. RefSeq names its product ras-related protein Rab-11A (gene Rab11). The record is from RefSeq and is a predicted model, not a curated record. Gene Ontology annotation, molecular function: GTPase activity; GTP binding. NCBI's taxonomy places the organism in Eukaryota, Metazoa, Arthropoda, Insecta, Diptera, Drosophilidae. Gene Ontology annotation, biological process: exocytosis. Gene Ontology annotation, cellular component: recycling endosome. The transcript has 4 exons. The coding region runs from base 334 to 978 and encodes 214 amino acids.